This is a messenger RNA of Sparassis crispa, 426 nucleotides long. RefSeq lists its product as hypothetical. The record is from RefSeq and is a predicted model, not a curated record. The coding region runs from base 1 to 426 and encodes 141 amino acids. The transcript has 5 exons. Lineage: Eukaryota; Fungi; Basidiomycota; Agaricomycetes; Polyporales; Sparassidaceae.
AUGUGCUGGGACCGGGACUAUGCAUUGGUUUUACCCUCGACAACACUGACGCGCGACUACAUUAAUCUCUUCCCGAAGGUCUUGAAGCCGUGCGGUUCUUUUAAUGCAGCGAAGAUCGUGUUCUACGAAAAAGGCACGUUCACGUCUGAAGCCAAUUAUGGAGGAACGACAGAGAAAGUUCGCCGAAUUUGGGGAGGAUUGGAACACAACGGCGUGUCGAUGUGGCCUAUGAAUGGAGCCAAGGAGAAGGACAGCGAGGAAGACUCUGGUGGAGAAAAUCUUGGCUAUGGGUUCCUCGCAAUUCAUACGUCAUCCAAAAACCUGCCUCAUGCACUAUCAGGCUGCAGCAAAUCCGGAAUAUAUGCAGCCUCUGGGAAGCAGUCGAGGGCGUCGUCAAGACAGAAGGUGGGGACAUGGCGUAUGUGA